Messenger RNA from Scaptodrosophila lebanonensis, 5166 nucleotides. Its product is annotated as fibrillin-2. The transcript has 10 exons. The record is from RefSeq and is a predicted model, not a curated record. Lineage: Eukaryota; Metazoa; Arthropoda; Insecta; Diptera; Drosophilidae. Gene Ontology annotation, molecular function: calcium ion binding. Bases 128 to 5017 code for a protein of 1629 amino acids.
GUGAAAUUUUAUUAAUGACUUGUUAUUUAUAAAAAUCCAAAAAAAAGAGUUGAGGUGCGAAGGAAAUACUCUGACAGCAUAUUGCUGUGAGUGCUGUCGGUCUGGGAAAGGAUUAGAAGACAUAAAAAUGUUGACAGUCCAUUAUAUUUUAUGCGCUUUGACCUGCGCUGCAUUCGUCGCUGCUGCUGAGUCAACGCACGGCGUUUAUGAGGACUGCGAGAAUCCGCCGCUAGUGGAUCACGGCAGCUUCGAGCUCUCCAAGACGACCGAAAUCUACAGAGCUUUCUACAGCUGCAAAGAGGGCUUCGAGCUGAAGGGCGCCAAGGAGCUGAUUUGCGAUGUGGAUGCCGACGAAUGGAAUACAGAGCCGCCGACUUGCGUGCUAAAGGCAGCAUCGCAUCGCAAAAAGAAAAUGUUAGAUAUACCAGAGGAGCCAACUGUGUCGACCCAGAUGGCCGAAUUGCUCGAUGUUAGCUGCAUAAAGGCCGAUGUAAGGGCACCCGAGAUAAGUCAUGGCCAAGUCACGCUGUACGAUCGGCGCCGUAAAGGCCGGAAGGUAUUUCUGGUGGCCUACUACAGCUGUAAUGAGAACUACGAGUUCGAGGACGCGCAGGUCACGGCCCUGUAUUGCAGAGCGAAGCAGUGGGUGGGGGAGCUUCCCGCUUGCAUACCGAAUGGAGGCGAACUAGACGACGACGACUACGAUGAAUACGAAACCGUUCACGAAUACGACACCGAGGACGAAGAUGAUGGGGAAGAGAAGGUAGAGUCCGCAGUAACUGAUGUCGAGACAUCGCAGCCUCCUCCACCGCUGCCACCUGCUGUGGAGCCAGAGGUGGUUCUGCAUAUUGCAGAGCCGGAACUUGCAGCUGAACUCCCUUCCGUGGAGCAACCUUCGGAAGUAGUGCCCAAGGCACAAGUGGAAAUGGUGACCUCAGUAGUAACAGAAACUGUUCCUGUGAACCCCACAACCACCACCACCAUACCUGAGCCACCGACUGCAAUCACUGAUAUAAAUAUUGUGGUUGAACCCACGCAGGAUCCUUACACGCCUCGCGUUAUCGACAACAAUUGUGGCCCCGAUCUGGGUGGUUGUGCUCACAAAUGCGAGCGCCUGCUCUUCCCAGAUGAAAACGAGCCAAGAUUGAAGUGCAGCUGCCAUGAAGGGUUUACCUUGGAUCCAAAUGACUAUACCAGCUGCCACGACAUUGAUGAAUGUCAGGAGUCGAAUGGCGGCUGUUCCCAUAUCUGCAACAAUUUGCCGGGCUCCUUCGAGUGUGCCUGCGAGACAGGAUUUGAAAUCAACGCGGCUACUGGCAAGGACUGCAUAGACAUUGAUGAGUGUGCUCAGCCUGAUGUGGCCGCACAAUGCCCGAGUGGCUGUGAGAAUUCGCCAGGCUCCUAUAGAUGCGUGCUGCCGUUGAAUACUAAGGAGGAUGCGGCAGCAGCGGCAGUCGAGGAAGAGAACAAUGAGAUUGAGGUGGAAGAGGAGCCACAGAUAGUGCGGGUAAAUGAGCAGCUCGUUUGUGGCACUGGCUAUCGCGUAUCGCCUGAUGGCGCCCAGUGCCUGGAUGUGGAUGAGUGUGCGGAGAACUUACACAAUGGCUGUGAACUGUGCAUUAAUUUGGAGGGCGGUUUUAAGUGUGGCUGCCCAGCUGGCUUCGAGCUGACGGUGGAUGGCAAGACCUGCCAGGACAUAAACGAAUGCGACAUUGUGCUGGCCGACGAUGCGGAUGAGGAAACGGUGCCGCAUCGCGUCUGUCCGCAGCUGUGUGUAAAUACCUUGGGCUCCUAUACCUGUGGUUGCGAACUGGGCUACCACUUGCUCGAAGAUCAGCGUAGCUGUGUUCGGGACAACUGCCAGGAUUUGGACAAUCCGCAACUGAAUCGCACACGGUGUGCUCAUCAGUGCGUGAACACAGAAAUUGGUGGCUAUGAGUGCGUCUGCCCCGAAGGCUACAAACUGGGCUAUGAUCUGCACAGCUGCAAUGUGGCCGAUAGUGAGUGUACCCGGGAAAAUGGACACGCCCACUGCCGACCCGGAAGCUGCCGCGAUAACGAAAACAGCACGAGCUACAGCUGUGUGUGUCCGCCUGGCUAUGCCAAUGAGGUUUACAGCUGCCUGGACAUCGAUGAAUGCGCCGCAGGCACUCAUCAGUGCAGCCACAAUUGCUUCAAUGUCGAAGGAGGCUACCAGUGCCUGUGUCCGGUGGGUUACGUAAUUGGCGACGAUGGCAACACCUGCGAAGACGUAGACGAGUGCAAGCUGGACAAUGGCGGUUGUCAGCAGCUCUGUCGUAACUUGCCAGGUGCACACGCUUGCGCCUGUGACCCUGGCUAUGAAUUAGCAGCGGACGAGCGGAGCUGCUUCGAUAUCGAUGAGUGUGCGACUCAAGCAACUAGCAAUUGCACCCACGACUGCCUCAACAAGCCCGGUGGCUACGAAUGCGCUUGUCCGCCUGGCUUUCUUUUGCAGGAGGAUCUGCACAGCUGCCUGCCUGCGCUGGUCGGCUGUCCACCGGGCAGCCAACAAACGGACGAAGGCUGCACUCUCGUGGAAUGUGGCGAGGGUUUGCUGCUUGGCGCUGACGGCAACUGCGUCGACAUUGACGAGUGCCAGUUGAACAACGGUGGCUGCUCUCAUCAGUGCAUCAAUCGACGCGGUGGUUACAAGUGCAGCUGCCCCAUGGGUCUCAACCUAGUCGAUGGGAAACAAUGCGUGGCCAAUUGUGGUGUGGGCUAUCAACGGAGUCGCUCCGAUCCCACCGACUGUGUGGAUGUGGAUGAGUGCGCUCGACCUGGCUUGUGCUCCCACGAAUGUGAGAACACGCAUGGCUCCUACAAGUGUCUAUGCCCAGCUGGCUACACUUUGGAUCUAAAUGGACGCGAUUGUAACGACAUUGAUGAGUGUGCCGUGGACAAUGGUGGUUGUCUGAGCGGGGUUUGCGUUAAUCAGCCCGGCAGCUUUAAGUGCAAUGCCAAUUGUGGUCCUGGCUACCAACGCAGCACCAUCGAUCCCACCAGGUGCAUAGACACGGACGAGUGUGCCUUGCCGGGCACAUGCCAGCACCAGUGUGAGAACACACCCGGCUCCUUCAGGUGCCUCUGCCGAACGGGCUACACACUCGCUCUCAAUGGACGCGACUGCGUCGAUGUGGAUGAGUGUGCGGUAAACAAUGGAGGCUGUACAAACGGAGUUUGUGUGAAUCUGCCGGGCGGCUUCAAGUGUGAGUGUCCAGCAGGAUACACGGAGAGCUUUAAUGGGCGCGACUGCAUCGACGUGGACGAGUGUGCUGUGAACAAUGGGGGUUGCUUGGGUGGCACCUGCAUUAACGAACCCGGUGGCUUCAGAUGCAAGUGUGGUUCCGAGCAGACGUUAUCGCUCGAUGGACGCAGCUGUCGGUGCCCCCGAGGCUACACAUUGAGCUUCAAUGGUCGGGAUUGCAUCGAUGAGGAUGAAUGUGCCGUGGGCAAUGGCGGCUGUGUGGGUGGCAUCUGCAUUAACGAACCCGGCAGCUUCAAGUGCCAGUGUGGCCCGGGAAAGACACUCUCACUCGAUGGGCGCACUUGUGUGGCCGCUCGUACUCUGGACCUAGAGGUGGUGGACCAUUGCUCUCGAUUCCAAGCGCCUGUCAACGGUGAAGCGCACUGCAACAAGUACCGUCACAAGAGCAAACGAUACUACACCACUCGCUGUAAAGUGAAGUGCAACCAAGGCUAUCUGUUGCAGGGCUCCGAGUUCAGAACUUGCGGUGCAGCGGGCGUUUGGGAGGGUCAGGACAACAAGUGUCUAGCUAUCAGUCAGCGACCGACAUUCCCGCAGCUAGGCAGUGGCUUUAUGUUAGGCUCACGCAUAGCGUCUUGCCCACCGCUGAAAACUCCUUCCAACGGCAUCAUUCUGCCCAUCAGCUGUACUCAGCAGGCUUCCAGAUUUGGCACCAGCUGUUACCUGAACUGUAACAAUGGCUAUGUGCCGGCGACCGUGUUUACUACCAGCUGUAUGGCUCGCGAUGGCUGGUCCUUCGGUGACAAUUUGAGUUGCCGGCCCAUCAAUCAGUUUAGAAAUCAACUAGCCGGACCACGUUACUCGGCUUGGAUAUCCAGUGCACCGCAGCAGCAGAGACCAUUCAGUGUGUUUGCGCCUUCGAUCCGCUAUGAGCAGCCUUCAUCGAAGAUUGUUCAACGCAAGCCCAAACGUCCAGCGCCUUACAUCAAGUGUCCGCAAAAUACUGUGAUUGUCCUCAAUGAGGGACAGUCAAAGGCGCAUGUGAUACUGGAGAAGCCGCAAACCAACUUGGAUUUCCGUUAUGUCGAGGCGAAUCCGGCCUGGGCUGCUAAACUGCAGGCCCAUCUGCAGGCGGGAGUGCACAAAAUUGGCUACAAGGUGCGCGAUCCAGUUUCAGGUCAAACAGCUAGUUGCCAUACUUUAAUCACCAUCGAGCACUCCACACCAAUAGCAGUUACGCCUUCUGCUCCAACUUCUAGUCUGUUGAAUGAGGUGUCCUAUGCUGGUGGCAGCGGGAGCUUCUGCACACCUUCCUUCGAGGUCAGUCUGAAGGAGAAUCAGAACUUGCGCUCCGUGCUGUGGGAGGAGCCACGCUUUGAGGGCAAGCUGCUCAAAAUUUACAAAUCUCAUUUUCCGGGAGCGCUCUUCGCCCAAGGCGAUCACACCAUACGGUAUGAAGCCACCACCACCGACGGUGUAACCUCACGUUGCACUUUCAAGAUACAUGUGAAAGCCGCUUCUCCCUCAGCACCAGCUGAAUUUGAGAGCAUUAGUUACCCUGCCUCACCUCUACCCGAACCUGCGGCCCUCACCCAAAUCUCCCACUCUGAUCACGAGUCCUAUGUCGUUUGUCCGGACCAGGAGCCAGUCAAGGUGACGGCUCAUCAAUCCGUCACCCUGCCCGUGGGCUGCACUCUCAAGAACGUGCGCAAAAAUAAACGCCCCAGUUCACAGGUUAAUUUGAUGCGCGGACUCCUCACCUCCCGCUGGCGUCCACACGCCAACUAUUAAUUAAUAUUAAUUUAUUUAUGAGCUGUACUGUAAACAUAAUAUUACGUGUGCAUUUCUGAUGCACACAUAAAUGCCAAAUUAUUUUGCUCUACGCACUUUAUGUGCCAAGCAAUUUUAAUGAAUAAAUACAAUACUUAAAACAUUUUUAA